Molecule: messenger RNA, 392 nt
Organism: Lymnaea stagnalis (great pond snail)
Lineage: Eukaryota; Metazoa; Mollusca; Gastropoda; Lymnaeidae
Source: the annotation of a GenBank genome assembly
UGCAAUUACAUCUGGAGUCAUAAUAAAAGAAAUCUUUAAAUUUAAAAACAAGCCAACCAACCAACCAACCAACCAACCAACCAAACAGCCAACCAACCAACAAGCCAACCAACCAACAAGCCAACUUAACAGCCAACCAACCAACCAAACAGCCAACCAAUCAACCAACCCGCCGACCAACCAACUGCGCGUUUUUGAAUGAUAUGCAAAAAUAUAGCUGUUAAAUAAAAAAAACUAAAAUUCAAGAAACCAACCAACCAAACAGCCAACUUAACAGCCAACCAACCAACCAAACAGCCAACCAAACAGCCAACCAACCAACCAACUAACCAAACAGCCAACCAACCAACCAAACAGCCAACCAACCAAACAGCCAACCAACCAACCAACCA